GGGCGGGCGCGGCGGCGGCGGGGUGCAAGAUGGCGACCGCCAUGUACCUGGAGCACUACCUAGACAGCAUCGAGAACCUCCCGUGCGAGYUGCAGCGGAACUUCCAGCUGAUGCGGGAGCUCGACCAGCGGACGGAAGAUAAGAAGGCGGAAAUCGACAGCCUGGCAGCGCAGUACAUCGAGUCGGUGAAGAACAUGCCGCCCGAGGAGCGCGUGGAGCACCUGAAGAAAAUUCAGAGCGCCUACAGCAAAUGUAAGGAGUACAGCGACGACAAAGUGCAGCUGGCCAUGCAGACCUACGAGAUGGUAGACAAGCACAUCCGCCGGCUGGACGCAGACCUGGCACGCUUUGAGGCCGAUCUGAAAGAUAAACUGGAAGUCAGUGAUUUUGAAAGCCCUGGAGCACGAAGCCUGAAAAAAGGACGAAGUCAGAAAGACAAAAGAGGCUCUCGGGGUCGGGGCAGACGAGCAUCAGAAGAAGAUACACCAAAGAAAAAGAAACUUAAAGGAGGAUCUGAGUUUUCUGAUACUGUCCUGUCAGUUCAUCCCUCGGAUGUCUUGGACAUGCCAGUGGAUCCCAACGAACCUACCUACUGCUUGUGUCACCAGGUGUCAUAUGGAGAAAUGAUUGGCUGUGACAACCCAGAUUGYCCAAUUGAAUGGUUCCACUUUGCUUGUGUGGACCUCACAACCAAACCAAAGGGAAAAUGGUUUUGUCCACGUUGUGUUCAGGAGAGAAAGAAAAAGAAGUAAGGAGUAUAGGGAAUAUGUGGACUGAGGAGAAUUACACAGCUAUAUCGUCAGUGUGGUCUGUCACUGAAAGAGUGGAGAUCUGGAGCUUAGCAUGGUGGGACAGAAGGACUUUUCUCUAGCUGUUGCCUGCGUGCAAGAAGCAUGCCCUGUUUUUCAGGCGUGACGUCCAAUUGUAGCUCAGCURUGGUACUAUUGAACUGGAGAGCUGGUUUGCUAGUUCCAGAGUCUAUUUCCUCAAAGCCAAAUACAGUGUUUAGUUUUGAGCAGGCAUGGGAGGGGUGUGUGUGAUUCACUAGAGAGAAUCCUCUUUUGAGGAGUCACUUCCAUCUACCUUUGCCCUGCCCUUAGUUGACUCAAUCAUGCCCAAACACAUUAAAUGAACAGAAGCAAGUCAUUUGGGGUUUUUUUUACCUCUUUCCAGAAAAGCUUUUAUUUUUUUUUCUUCUGGAGGGGAAACAUUACAAAUAUUGAAGGAAUUGUCCUGUUGAGCUUCUUAGUGGCAGACAGGGAGAGAAGGAGAAAGAGUGACUGACUGACUGAUGUGUCCUGGCUGUUUGUUCUUUCUCUGGAAAUCUUAAGUUAAUUACUGUGAAGAUGAAACCAAGAGUAUUGCUAUAGAGACAGAGAGUCUAACUAGUUCAUAAGUCUUCAUAUAAAAUGAAGGCCUGUUUUUGUUUUCUGAUACUUGCACCUCCU
Molecule: messenger RNA, 1448 nt
Organism: Nothoprocta perdicaria
Lineage: Eukaryota; Metazoa; Chordata; Aves; Tinamiformes; Tinamidae
Gene: ING5
Product: inhibitor of growth family member 5
Exons: 9
Coding region: 30-752 (240 amino acids)
Biological process (GO): positive regulation of apoptotic signaling pathway; positive regulation of DNA-templated transcription
Cellular component (GO): nucleus
Molecular function (GO): chromatin binding
Source: RefSeq, a predicted model, not a curated record